Molecule: messenger RNA, 1416 nt
Organism: Ustilago hordei
Lineage: Eukaryota; Fungi; Basidiomycota; Ustilaginomycetes; Ustilaginales; Ustilaginaceae
Product: putative VRG4 - Golgi GDP-mannose transporter
Exons: 1
Coding region: 1-1416 (471 amino acids)
Cellular component (GO): Golgi apparatus
Molecular function (GO): antiporter activity; GDP-mannose transmembrane transporter activity
Source: RefSeq, a predicted model, not a curated record
AUGUCUUCAGGCAACAGGUCCUUCUUCGCUCCUCAAGAGACACGGGUCGACCUCCCUCACGGUGCUGGCCAGCAGACACCCCAUAUCACACGACCAGCAAGUCCAUCAGAGAACGAUCGAGCUCCUUUUCUUAAUGGCGGUACCAACGACUCUCGCGAAGAUGUUCGCAUGGGCGCAAAGGCCUUUCGUAACGAGUCCGAGAAGCCCGCGGUAGGCAUCACAGCGUUGGCUCCCAUCCUCAGUUACUGUGCAGCCAGUAUCACCAUGACUGUCGUCAACAAGUUCACAGUGUCCGGUGCUGGCUUCAACAUGAACCUCCUCGUUCUUCUGAUCCAGUCCACCGUCGGUGUCACCUGUGUCGUGAUCGCAGAGCGUGCCGGUCUCAUUCAGCUCCGUGGCCUCAACUCUCGCGAUGUGUGGAACUGGAUGCCUCUCAGUACUAUGCUCGUUUUCGUCAUCUGGACCGGUAGUAAGGCUCUUCAAUACCUCAACAUCUCUGUCUACACCAUUUUCAAGAACUUGACCAUCAUUCUCAUUGCAUAUGGAGAGGUCAUGUGGUUCGGCGGCCGUGUCACCAGAAUCGUCCUCUCCAGUUUCUUGCUCAUGGUCUUGUCAUCCUUGAUCGCUGCCUGGUCAGACAUUUCCAACGUCUUCGCUAUCGGCAACCUCUCUAUGCCUCACACACCUGACUCGAUCGCUGGCGGCAUGGCCACCGACCCUCGCACAGGCCACAUGGUCCCAGCCUUCGAUGCUCUCAAGGCCGAAAAGGAAGCCAUCGCCGCUCAAAUCCAAGGCGCUUCUGCCAACGACGUCCUCGAGGGCUUCCAAGGCUACGGUCUCCUCUCCAGCGGCUACCUCUGGAUGGCACUCAACUGUAUCUGCAGUGCCACCUACGUCUUGCUCAUGCGCAAGCGUAUCAAAGUCACCGGCUUCAAAGACUGGGACACUAUGUUCUACAACAACUUCCUCAGCAUCCCUGUCCUACUCAUCAUGUCGUUCCUCGUCGAAGACUGGUCCUCUGCCAACCUCCACAAGAACUUCCCUGACGACAGACAAGCCAAGCUCGUCUCCGCUAUCGUCUUCUCCGGUGCCUGCGCUAUCUUGAUCAGCUACACGACGGCUUGGUGUAUCCGUGCCACUUCCAGUACCACUUACAGUAUGGUUGGUGCACUCAACAAGCUUCCUGUUGCGCUUAGUGGAAUGGUCUUCUUCCACGACCCUCCCGUCACGUUCUCGAGUGUCAGUGCUAUUACUGUUGGUUUCUUUGCCGGUUUGGUGUAUGCGUUCGGUAAGAACAAGCAGGCAGAACAGGCGAAAUUGGCUGGCAACUCGGCUGCGAACGGGAGCUCUGCUUUGGCUGGUUCCAAGAAUGGUUCGAGCUUGCCUAUGCACAACUUGAACGACAGGAAACAUUGA